AUAUUUUACUGUAAUACUGCGGGACUAUUAUCCGCCAUCUUUGGUAUUUUUUAUUGAUUUAAUUUAACAAUGCAAGUUUCGAUUCUGAGGUCCUAUUGAUAUAUCUAUAAUGGGCAACUUUCUAAGCCGCCGAAAUUCGGGAGUACAGGAAUUGGAAUAUUCCUCUCAAAAUGCCUAUCGAUAUCCACCACGAUCUGGUUGUUAUUUUGGUAGUCACUUUAUUAUGGGUGGUCAACGUUUUGAAACAGCACAACCAGAGGCUUACUUAUUUGGUGACAAUCAUGAUCUAAACUGGCUUCACUCUAGACCAUAUCCCUUCCCUUACCCCGGCCCAUGUACAAACGAAGCAACAAAAACUUUGAAAAGCCUGGUAAACAUCCGUAAGGACACUUUACGACUAGUGAAGACUUCAGAAAAUACACAGGCAGUUCUUCCUGGCGAGGAAACGCAACCAAAUAGUGGCUACAACCUAGAAUUCACCUUUGAUUCAGAUGUUCGCGUUGCUAUAACUAUUUAUUACUUUGCUACCGAAGAAAUCAGUAAUGGACAGGCUAUCUAUCAACCACGUGAUCCCUCCACGACUUCAGAAACAUUUCAUUACAAACGUGGUACAAAUCAACAAUUUAGCCAGUCAACACAUAUAUUCGAUCCUAGCAAAUAUCCAGAGGAGGACGUGAGUGAUAGAUGGCAGUAUAAUCCUGAUAAAGAGGUUUUCCCAAUUGUUAUUCAGUGCAAUGUAGAGGAUGAUCAGGAGAGCGUCGGCCACAGUCACAUUACCUUUGCAAUAGCAGAAACAAAUGGCGACGAUUACGUUAUAAAAGCUUUGAAACAGAAACAAGUUGUCGAUGGUUUAUGUUUCUUGUUACAGGAGAUAUUUGGUAUAGAGAAUAAAAAUUCACCAGAUUUAAAAGCUGAUUCUGAAGAAAUAGAGGACACUGGCUCGGAAUGUGUUAUAUGCAUGUCUGAUAUAAGAGAUACAUUGAUUUUACCUUGUCGACAUCUUUGUCUCUGUAAUACUUGUGCAGAUUCUCUACGAUAUCAAUCAAGUACUUGUCCCAUUUGUCGUGUACCAUUCAGAGCUCUACUGCAAAUCAGAGCAAUGAGAAAGAAAACUAAUCAGCUACCAUCGUCUAACCCAGGUGAGAAUGAUGUCGAAAAUACUUCCCAGGAGAAUAUUCCUCAAGGUUAUGAAGCAACAUCAUUGAUGGAAGCCCUUAAUGGACCAUCGGGAAAUUCAAGAAACCAACAAAAUACUCAGCUCAUGCCGCCAGAUGGACAAAAUCCCAACUUGGAUAGACUUUUGGGAAUAGGUAGUGCGGAGAAUGGAGAAGUGCCAGAACAACGUACCUCUAAAAGACGUUCAUCAACUAAAAGUAAUCGUUCUAUAAGAUCAAAUCAAGGGGUAGAGGCUGAGUCAUCUAGCCAACACCCAACAGAUAUUAAAGAAGGGGAAAAAAGACAGUCUUUCAAAGGCAAACGAUCUUCGACAAGCAGACGACGCGAAAGGCAGUCAGAAACGAAUGAAGAAAAUGAAAUAAAUGUUGAAUUUAAGGGAGUUUCUGUCGAGAAUAACCCGACUCCUUCAUCAGCUAGUCUACAAGCCCAUGUUACAGUUAUGUCUGACGGGGUUGAAUUAGAUAAAGUUGUUGUAAGAGAUCAAGAAGAGCUACCGGGAACACCCUGUCCUUCAGAAAAAAUAAUUUCCUGCACAAAUGAUGCAAAUAAUCAGAAACAAACAUAG
Dimorphilus gyrociliatus is the source of this 1741-nucleotide messenger RNA. Lineage: Eukaryota; Metazoa; Annelida; Polychaeta; Dinophilidae. The record is from the annotation of a GenBank genome assembly.